AUGAGUGAAGAAUAUGAGAGUACACAGUUAUCUGUGGACAGUAUUUUAAGCGAUGUUUAUGCCAAAAGAAAAUCUUUUAAGGCUCAACCCAAAAUUGAUAUUCUAGAUAUCGAUGAACUUAGGGAAUUACAAGGAAGGAAACGUAAGGAGUUUGAAUCCUACCUCAAAAGAAAUAGGUUGGAUAUUAGACAAUGGUUACGAUAUGCUUCGUUUGAAUUGGAACAACGUGAUAUGAGACGUGCAAGAUCUAUAUUUGAAAGAGCUCUCUUGGUUAAUAGUGCACAUAUCCCGCUAUGGAUUAGAUAUGCUGAUUCUGAAAUAAAAUAUAAAUAUUUAAAUCAUGCUAGAAAUAUCUUAGACAGAGCUAUUACCACACUACCGAGGGCUGACAAAUUGUGGUACAAAUAUUUAUUCUUAGAAGAGUCAUUGGAAAAUUGGGAUGUGGUUAGAUCAUUAUAUAACAAAUGGUGUUCGUUAGAGCCUGAAAGAGGCGUUUGGAUUUCAAAUAUUGAUUUUGAAAUACGACAACAGAGAUAUGAUAAUGUUAGAAAUAUUUAUGAAAAAUUUGUAUUAGUUUAUCCAGAUGCUGAAACAUGGUUAUCAUGGGUGAAAUUUGAAUCUAUAUAUGGUACCGUUGAAUCUAUUAGGAAUAUAUACUCAAUGGCUUUGGAUGUCCUUAUAUCAUAUGAAUCCACUAUGGUCCAAAAUGACAAUUAUGAAACUGGAAUAACGAAACUAGCGCUGUUAUUUGCUCAAUGGGAAGUUUCCGAAAGGGAAUAUGAGAGAGCCGCAACUAUUUACAAGGUUUGUCGAGACAAAUGGCCAAAUAACUCUAUUGUGAUUAAGAGUCAAGACGAAUUUAAUAGAAAUUUUGGAAGUGUGACGGAUAUUGAGGAUACUUUAAUUGCGAAGAGGAAAAUUAGUUAUGAAGAGGAGUUGAACAAUGACGUUACAAAUUACUAUACUUGGAUGCUUUAUAUCGACUUGAUCCAAAAAUAUUACUCUCAAAAUAUCAUUGAUGUCUUUGAAAGAGCUGUGACAACUUCCAUACCAAAGCAGAAAAAAAAAAAGGAUAUCCAGUGGAAGCGUUACAUAUACUUAUGGAUCAGAUACUUUACAUUCAUGGAAUUGAAUAAAAAUGACAUUGAGCGUAGCAGAACGUUAUAUAAGCGAUGCUUGAAUAAAAUUAUUCCACAUAAUACCUUUACAUUUAGCAAGAUUUGGAUUAUGUAUAGUGAAUUUGAAAUUAGGCAAAAUAAUCUACCAUUAGCAAGGAAAAUACUUGGUAGAGCGAUAGGGAUGUGUCCAACUACAAAAAUGUUCAAAAAAUACAUUGAGUUGGAAAUAAAAUUAAGAGACUUUGACAGAGUACGGAAAAUAUAUGAAAAAUAUAUCGAGUAUACGCCUUCAGAGAAAGAUAUUUGGUUGGAAUAUGCAAAAUUGGAAGAGAAUUUAGGAGAUGAAGAACGAGCUCGUGCUAUUUUCAAGAUUUCAUUACAAGACGAUGUGAGCGACAUCCCCAUAAUGUCUCAAUUAUCUCUACUUGAUAGAUUUAUAAAAUUUGAAACAGAAGCACAAGAGUAUAAUAAUGCGCGCUCUUUAUAUGAAGUAUACCUCCGUAAAAGCAAUUAUUCCACUAAAAUUUGGAUUUCUUAUGCAAUGUAUGAGAGUUCUGCUCCAACAGAAAACCAGCUGGAAGCAUUAUACGGAAAUAGUAACAGUGAAUCAGAAGGAAGUGAUGAUGAUGACGAUGAUGUAGAAUUUAAACCGACAGAGGAAAAUUUUGCAAGAGCCAGAAUAAUAUUUGAGCGAGGAUUAGAAUACUUUAAAGAGAGAGAAGAUGGGAAGAACAGGUAUAUAUUAUUCCAAGCAUAUGAAGAAUUCGAGGAAAAGUUUGGCUCUGCCGAAACUAAUCAACGAGUUGUGCAACAAGCACCUAAGACAGUUUUACGUGUCAAAGACGAAAAUGGCAUUCAAAGGGAAUAUACCGAUUAUGUGUUUCCAGACGAUUCUUCGCCUUCUGGAAAGGUGAACGUAUCUCGUUUUCUUGCUUUCGCAAAGAAAUGGAAAGAAGAAGAAGAAGAAGAAGAAGAAGAAGAAGAAGAAGAAGAAGAAGAAGAUAAGAAGGAUGAGACACACGAAAUGUAA
Molecule: messenger RNA, 2148 nt
Organism: Maudiozyma barnettii
Lineage: Eukaryota; Fungi; Ascomycota; Saccharomycetes; Saccharomycetales; Saccharomycetaceae
Gene: CLF1
Product: Clf1p
Exons: 1
Coding region: 1-2148 (715 amino acids)
Biological process (GO): spliceosomal complex assembly; mRNA splicing, via spliceosome
Cellular component (GO): precatalytic spliceosome; Prp19 complex; U2-type catalytic step 2 spliceosome
Molecular function (GO): protein binding
Source: RefSeq, a predicted model, not a curated record